AUGGAUCCUACGCGUAUCGUUGAGGCCCUUCAGGCAUCACUUCAAUCAGAUCAACAGGCAGAUGCGGAAAAAAUUCUCCAUGAGAUGCACAAAAUCAUCGGUUUCGCGCCAACUCUUCUUCAAGUCGUUCUGGAAAGUAGCUUGGAACUGGCAGUCCGUCAAGCUGGCGCCGUGUUUUUCAAAAAUAUGGUCAUUAAAUCAUGGAAAGACCAAGAAAGUAAAAGUCCCGAGGGAGUGAUCGCUUUCCAUAUUCACGAAAACGACAGAGAAACCAUACGGAAUGUUAUUGUACCAGCAAUGACAACUUGCCCAAUCCCUAUUCAAAAUAUCUUGCAAGUUGCCCUCUUCCGCAUUUUGAAGUACGAUUUUCCAUCUCGCUUUCCGACGUUUGUGGAACGCGUUGCCGGAUAUCUGAAUUCGACCAAUUUCAUAGAGUUUCAUGGAUCUCUCUUGAGUGUCUACGCCCUUGUUCAAGCCUUUGACCGACAGGCCAAUGACAAGAAUGCCCUGGCUGCUGCGAUGAAUACCGUUUUGCCCCAUAUAUAUGAACGCAUGGGUGUUCUUUUGCCCGAUACAUCAGACGAAUCUUUGAGUCUGCAAAAGCUUGUUUUGAAGAUAUUCUAUCGUUACACGGAAUACUACUUGCCAACAGAUUCUAUUAAUGAGCAGUGGGUUACGCAUUGGCACACGCUAUUGUGUUCUAUCCUGGAAAACUUCAAUGGUGCUAAUGAUGAUGCUGACAGCGCAUAUUGGAAGCGACAGAAGUGGACAGCAAGAAUAUUGUAUUGUUGGUUCACGCGGUACGGAAGUCCUGGAAACGUCCAAAAGAAAUAUAACACUUUCGCCGACUGGUAUUUGAAGGGUUUCACUCACCAAGUCCUUGCAUCAUACCUCAAAGUCUGUGAUGCUUACCGCCAGCAUAUUUACGUUUCACCAAAAGUCCUUGCAGAAACUCUUUCCUAUUUCUCGGCCGCAUUGAGUCACGCAUUCUCUUGGAAGUUCCUUCAGGCCUCAUUUCCAACUUUGCUGCAGGAAGUUAUCCACCCUCUCCUGUCUCACGAUAAGGAGGCACAGGAAAUGUGGGAGGAGGAUCCUAUUGAAUAUAUCAGAUACAAGACAUCCGUUUACGCCAGUCUCCACAACCCUGCUGAUGCGGCCUGCACCUUUAUCAGCGAUGCUUGUUCAAAGAGAAAGGGAAUUUUAGACAAGUCAAUGCAGUACUGCAUUCAAGUUCUGUCGUCGGAUGCCAAGCCUGAAGCCAAAGAUGGUGCUCUGAACCUAGUCGGAACCGUUUGUGACACGCUGCUUAAAAACAAGACCUACAAGAGCCAGCUUGAGUCCUUCCUCAUAACCCACGUCCUACCAUUAUUCGACGCACCAGAGGGUUACAGACGUGCCCGAGCCUGCUGGCUUCUCGGAAAGUUGUCGCGUGCCGAAUUUGGCAAUACUGCCCUUUUAUGUCAGGCAGCAGAGGCCACAAGGCGACUCAUGUGUUUCGACACGGACCUGCCUGUUCGUGUCAGCGCCGCUAACGCCGUAUUUGCAUUAAUCAGGGAUCAAGACGAGAAACUUAUCAAGCUCCUGCGUGAGACUGAAUUCGAUGAUCUCAACUCGGUCCUUCGGGAAAUAAUGAUCCAUUACUCGACGGAAAUCCAACCUGUCGCCGUGCAUAUGCUUCAAGAGCUUUCGACGACAUUUGUCAAACUGGUUGGCGUGGCCGAAAACGGAGACGCCGGUGAGACCAACGCUGCUGGCGACGUCGAGUACAACGAGGAGAAGGAGUACCAGUGCCUUGUUGCUACGGGCAGUCUGGAGAGUGAUGAUGAGGACGAGUCGAAUGAGGCCGUCCACGCUGCAAAAAUGCUGGAGGUUCUAAUUAUCAACUUCCGUGGACAGAUGGAUGCCGUCGUUCCCAAAUUCGUAGAGCUCGCGCUAACAAAACUGACUCAGUCUUCAACAAAUGUCGAACUGCGCAUGAUUUGCCUUCAGGUGGUCAUUGCGGCAAUCGUGUCCUCUCGCUCUAUCGUUCUACCCAUUCUUUCCACCCACAACUGGCCGGGUACGGAGACCCCCAUUAUUGAGAACUUCCUGAAGAUCUGGCUGGAAAACAUCUCGCGGUUUACUGGGUAA
Dibothriocephalus latus is the source of this 2130-nucleotide messenger RNA. Lineage: Eukaryota; Metazoa; Platyhelminthes; Cestoda; Diphyllobothriidea; Diphyllobothriidae. The record is from the annotation of a GenBank genome assembly.